AUGUUGAACAGUUACCGCGUGAAUGCUCACACAUUUGCGCCAAGUCAUCCUUUGGGAGUCAAACCGUCGGGAAAUGCAUUUUUGGAAGAAAACAGAGCCGAAUUGGUGAAACAGAGAGUAAAGGUGCUCGGCAGACUCGGUGGUUUGAGCGAAGAGGUCUUGACAUACAUCAUAUCACUCGUCGAUGAUCCUAAAGAUUUGCUUAGUCUAGGGCAUGCAUCCAGAGUACUUUACGCAUACACCUACAGUGAGGAACUAUGGAGAAAGCUCUACGUUGACGAAUUCAUUCUUCUGGAGGAGGACAAAAAGGAUUCAAGAGAGAAAGUUCACCCAUUUGGUUGCAAAAUAUGGAUGGGAAGCUGGCGAAAAACUGUACUACAUUUAGAGACCGAGGCUUUAAUCAAAACUAAUGAUUUACUAUUUUCAGACUAUUUGUACAGACCAUACCAAUGCUCUCAAAUAGAUUUUGAGCAUUUAUUCCGGAAAGUCAUCAAUAUUGAAAAGAAGUCUAGAGGGCAGGGCGACGCUUUGAGUGGUUUCGGGGCUGAAAGGAUCGACGAGGAAGCGCUAACAUUGAAUGACUUCGAAGGAAAGUAUGUCAAUAAGCCGUUUAUUUUACAGAACAAAAAAGUGAAUAAUAGGUGGCCGGGGUGGACCUUAGAAAGUCUUUUGGAGCGAUUUGGCUCUGUAAGCUUUCGGCAAGAAUCUGUGAAAUGGUCUUUAUCUUUUUACGCAGACUAUUUCCGGCAGAACUGUGACGAGUCUCCUCUUUAUCUUUUUGAUUGCAAUAGCGAAGCAAUUCGACAGAUACAGAAUGAAUACGAGGGACCAAAGAUCUUCCAGAAAGAUUUUUUUAAGGUUUUUCAAGAGGGAGAUAUUCGCUGCAGGCCCGAUCAUCGAUGGCUGAUUGUCGGUCCUCGGGGCAGCGGUUCAACAUUUCAUAAAGAUCCCAAUCAAACAUGUGCGUGGAACGCAGUAUUAUCGGGUCAGAAGCUGUGGAUUAUGUUACCGCCUGACGUUAAACCCCCUGGUGUUUCUACUGAUAUCAAUGAGGAAGAAGUAACAUCUCCUGUAGGUGUCGCUGAAUGGGUUUUGUCGGGGUUUUACAAUGAUGCUGUGAGAUUGGCCGAAGAUGGCAAGUGUGUUAUUACAGUAACAUUUCCUGGCGACUGCAUUUAUGUACCUUCGGGUUGGUGGCACACCGUCAUCAAUCUUACGGAUUCAGUUGCUCUUACGGAAAAUUUCGUGCCCCGCCCCACUCUACCUAAGACCCUCCACUUUUUCAAUCAUAAGAGAUCACAGAUUUCAGGCUUUCAUUUGAGAGAUACUUUGAGUUCAACAGCGCAGUUUUUAAAAACUAACGAAGCGACAGACGACGAAAAGUCUCGAUCGAACUUCGAGAAGCUGGAGCACUUUCUGUCAAAAUACGGAGGCUCAAAAAUUGAUAACAAAGAUUGCGGUCUUUCUGAAACAAACGCAGACUUGCCGAUCUACGAAUUUUUCGUCGAAAUUUUGAGAGCUUCAAAAAAUGUUGCCGCCAAACUAAUCGACGCAUUGGAAAAGAGCAGCUUGCUGGAACUAGAAGCGGCAAAAGAAAAGCAAAGGUCGAAAGUUCAUGUUCUUAAGGCAUCAGAGACUUGGACAAGUUUAGCAGCCGAAUCAAGCUCUGGCUUUAGUUUCGGCUUCGCAGUAGAAUAA
Messenger RNA from Lachancea meyersii CBS 8951, 1698 nucleotides. The record is from the annotation of a GenBank genome assembly. Lineage: Eukaryota; Fungi; Ascomycota; Saccharomycetes; Saccharomycetales; Saccharomycetaceae.